GCGGCAUUGGCCCCAUCGGUAGCAAACAUUCACAUGAUUGACUUUGAAAACAAACAUUUUUUUUCUGAAUCUAACCCCUUUACAAAUGACAUCAUUCUGAUUAAAAGAUACAUUGAUGAUUUGCUCAUAAUUUUUAAAUCUGAAGCAACAUGUAUUGCAUUCCAAGAAUGGGUGAACACAUUGGAUUCCCAUCUAAAAUUUACUUGUCAGUAUCACAAAAAAGAAAUUCCAUUUUUGGAUGUAGUGGUCUACAUUUCAAAUAGAAACACCUUGGCAUUCAAACCACAUAAGAAAUUAACGGAUUGUUACUCCCUACUCCAUUACUCUUCAAGUCACCCUUCUCAUUUAAAAAGAAAUUUACCAUACGGACAGUUAAUCAGACUGAAAAGGAAUGCUACAGACAAGAGAGACUAUAGAAAUGCGGCUCAUCAGCUAGAAAAAGCUCUCGUUAACCGGGGCUACCCUAAUUGUAUCAUACAGGACGCAUACAGACGUGUAGACGGUCGCAAUCGAAAAAAUUUGCUUGAAACACGGUCUGAUAGCAUUAAAAACAGAAAACCCAGCCGCCUGGUCAUGGGGAUGGAUUUCACACCCCUGGCCAGCCACAUUAGAAAUAUUAUAUAUAAACAUUGGCAUAUUGUGGAAGACAUACCUGGCUGUAAAGAUCCCCCCCUUUUAGGGUUGAGGAAGAAAGGAACUUUGCGCAAUCAAUUGGUCAAAGCUGAUUGUUUGGAAUCACCAUCCAUUGUCACUAAAGGCCACUAUAGAUGCGGCUCAUGCAAUAUGUGCCCCUACAGUUUACAAGUAAAAGAAAUAAAAAGUGAACAUAUGCAGUUCACUUUUAAAAUCAACUCCAUGACCACAUGCAACUCCAAGAACGUAGUUUAUUGCAUACGGUGCCCUUGUAACAAACUGUAUAUAGGCAGCACCACGCGGGCACUAAAGGUACGUAUAGGAGAACACAGAUCACGCAUCCGCAAUAAAGUGAUGGAAGCCCCUCUUACACCUCAUUUUUUACAAAUGAAACACAGUGACUCCGAUUUAAUGUUUUUUGGCUUAUGGCAGUACACACCCAAAAAAUACCACAAGCAGGAUAUCCUAAAAAUAUUGAGACAACAAGAAACUAAAUUGAUUUUUAUGUUUAAGACAUUACAACCGGACGGUUUAAACUCAGAUCUUGACCUUUCUGUAUUCAUUUAAACGAACACACUAGCAGUAUAACAUACAGUAAUCAUAGAGAUACUGUAAGUGUUAUCAGUACUCACAUUCUUCUGCCCCCUCCUAAUUGUCAUCUUUAAUUAUUAUCACCUGUGAACCAACUUUUUGUAUAUAAGUGUGCUCCAAACACAGGAUAUUUGCUUAGUCAAUACAUGCUCAAACCAAAAAUACUCUGAAUACAAGAAAUGUAAGUAUCUCUUUUUGUGUACAUGUAUUUUAGAAAUUGUAUUACUGUAUUAUUUCAAACAAUAAUUAGAAUUUGAUUUGUAUUACCAGUGAAUAUGUAAAUGAGAGAACCUUUUGAAAAAACACCUGAGCAUUGUGGCCUAAGCCAAGAUAAGUGGUUUCAUACAAAUUUGAAUGCACUAAACAUAAAAGUACAAGGAGAACUACUGAAGAAGCCCGUCAUAUGGGCGAAACAGGCAAAAAAACGCCGGCAGCCUGUCUACUACCAUUGACACCUCGUUCGACCUGCUGCCACUUGCUGACCGCUAGAUAGCCUCAAAGACUAUAAAGACUGGUUUGCCUUUAAUUUGUACAUGCUAUCUGUUUAACGUUUGAUUUUGGCUCUUGUGUCAGCACUUGUAUAUGGUUCUCUUAUUGUUUUCUCUUUGGAUUAAUAAUACUUGAUUGAAACUGGAUUGAAUUUGGUGCCUUUGCGUGCUGCUUGUUUUAUUUUGGACUUUUGAAGAAAUUGGCAGCAUUAGCCCAUCAUCUUUGUUUU
Molecule: messenger RNA, 1942 nt
Organism: Zootoca vivipara (common lizard)
Lineage: Eukaryota; Metazoa; Chordata; Lepidosauria; Squamata; Lacertidae
Source: RefSeq, a predicted model, not a curated record